Molecule: messenger RNA, 4619 nt
Organism: Oryctolagus cuniculus (rabbit)
Lineage: Eukaryota; Metazoa; Chordata; Mammalia; Lagomorpha; Leporidae
Source: RefSeq, a predicted model, not a curated record
CUUCUCUUGCAGGCCUCAGACACGCCCACCCUUCAAGGCCUCUCCUUCACCGUCAGACCCGGGGAGCUGCUGGCUGUGGUCAGCCCUGUGGGAGCAGGAAAGUCUUCGCUGUUGAGUGCAGUCCUGGGAGAGCUGCCCCCGAGCCAGGGCCUGGUCCGUGUGCAUGGCAGAGUUGCUGUUUCUCAGCAGCCCUGGGUGUUUUCCGGAACCGUGAGGAGCAACAUUCUGUUUGGGAAGAAGUAUGAAAAGGAGCGAUAUGAAAAAGUAAUAAAGGCUUGUGCGUUGAAGAAGGAUUUGCAGCUUUUGGAGGAUGGGGAUCUGACAGUGAUAGGAGAUCGGGGAGCCACGCUGAGCGGAGGGCAGAAGGCGUGGGUGAACCUGGCCAGGGCAGUGUAUCAGGACGCCGACAUCUACCUCCUGGACGACCCUCUCAGUGCGGUCGAUGGGGAAGUCAGCAGGCACUUGUUCCAGCAGUGCAUUUGUCAAACCUUGCAUGAGAAGAUCACCAUUGUAGUGACUCAUCAGUUGCAGUACCUAAAAGCUGCAAGUCAUAUUCUCAUAUUAAAAGAUGUAAGUAAUUUCUGGAAGUCUGCGACACUCACUAGCACUCCAGUGUGUUGAAGGAGGAUACUCCCAGCAGGCUCUCUGCCUUGGGCCGUGUGGGGAGCUUCCUCUUCCUCCCGGGUUUCACAACCCUCAUGCCUUUGAGGAUGAAUUCAAAGCACUAUAAUGGCUCCAAAGUAUAUCGGACUGUGGCAUCACAUUUAUGAAAUUUUAACAGUUCUAGUGAAAUUGUUAAUGCUGUUUUAGGGACAGCUUUUUGUUCUCCUGUAAGAACUGUCUGUGUCCUUUUGGUUGUCAUACGUGGUUUGCCUAAAGAACAUCCUGCGUAAGUUACAGGAACACAGUGGGACAGCUGCCAGGCAGAGCACCUGCUUCCUGGAACAGCCCAUGCCUGGUCUCACUGAGUACCGGUUUGUCGGGGAGUCUGUAUAGCAAUAAGUGAGACCACUCCUUGCCUUGUGGCCCUUUCGUGCUCUCUGGGAAUACAUGCUAUGAAGGAGAAAGGGUGGGGUGGCCACAUGGGGACCCGAGGGACAGUAACAUGAGGGUGCUGGCUCUGCAGUCACCUGGGAGAGGUGUAGCUGAGGCGGUGGGAUCAGGCAGGGUCUUAGGGAAGGAAGUCAUCUGUGUUUAGAGGGCCAGAAGGGAGGCAGCAUGGCUAGGGCUGAGCAGCUAGAGCAAGUGUGGUGGCAGAGAGCUGGGCUCAGGGCGGUAGUCAGUAGAUCUGGGAUUGGGCUGGAAGCCAUUGGAUGCUCCAGAGCAGGGCAGUGGUGUGGUCUGGUUCAUGGUUUUAGAAGAUCCCUGUUGGAAGAGCUACAGCAGAAGCAGGUAGACUCUUAGUUUUUCAGAGAACAGAAUUGUGGGCUUUGGCUAGUGUGUGAGAAACAAAGUGCCGCAAAGUGGAUGACUGGAAACAGCAGGCUUUUCUUCUCUCACUGUUCUGCAGGCUUCGAGCCUGAGCCCAGGGUGCUGGCAGGGCUGUGCCCUCAGAGGGCCCUCGGCGGGACUCCUUCGCUGCCUCUGCCCCCUCCUGGGGUUUGGUGGGAAUUCUUGUUCCUCAGCUCGAAGCUGCAGCUCUUCAGUCUCUGCCUCUGUUGUCCUGUGCCGAAGUCUAUGUGUGCGUCUGGGUUUCUUCUUGUCAGGGGACAUCAGCCAUAUUGGACUUAGGGCCUGCCCUACCCCAGGGUGACCGCGUUUUUAACGAGUAUAUCUGCAAAGAUCCUAUUUCCAAAUAAGGUCAUAUUCACAAAAGCUAGGGUUUAGAAGUUGAAUAUAUCUGUUGAGGGCCAGCGUUUGACCUGCAGCAGCUAGUGUGAUGGGGAGGUGGGGGUCAGUGGGGAUCCUUGUUGGCCUCCGUGCCUCGGCACCCUUCAUUGUCCCCUGUCUGCUCACCUGGCCCUUGGUCAAAUCCCAUGUAGUGGAUCUGAAACCCCCUUGGUUCCUUCAAACACGAUAUUCCCCCUCCCACAAUCUCUUAGUAAAUGAUGGAAAUCAGAAAUUCUGUUAACUAGUACACAAGCUGUGUGUGCACCAUUGUCAGAGACAAGUUUCAUGUUAUUAUGAUAGACCAGAUUUAUAAUGAUAGCAGCAUUCUUGCAAAAACGCUUAGCUCCACAUGCUUACUGUGCUUCCGAGGAUCACCAAGGAGCCUGCCUGAUGCGUGUCCCGUGACAUCACCUGUACUUUCCAAACAAUAGUGUGUCCCCUGGUGGGCACCCCCUGGAGGGCACCCCCUGGAUGAAUGGGGGUCUGUCUUCACUGUUGGUCUGGCCUCUUUUAAGAGCAGAGGGCAUCACUGGCCCCUGCCACCUCUCUCUCUUUAGGAAUACUGCAGGCACAGUACCAGCAGUAGUUUCCUUGCGUGUCUUGUAGAUGCAAAGUAGAAAGUGACGAUGCCAUUGAAAAAGGUAUGUGGGUUUUCCCUCCUAAGUGGAUCAAGACACCAUGUAUUGUCAAUAAUGUUCUAGUUCUCCAGUUACCAAGCUGUUCCAAGUAAACCAAGGCAUCAUGGGAUUUUUCUCAGAGGACUGCCUUAGGAAUGGGAGGGCUGGGGUAGUAUUGGAGUCCUGGACCCCCUCCCCCCAUCUUCACCAGGGCUGAUGGUCCUUGAUUUGCUUUGUAUCCUGGAUUUGGCUUAAUAUUUUGGUUGCUCCUGUUGGAGUAAUUCAGCUGGUUUCCUUCCACAGGGUGCAAAAUGAGUGUAGAUCUUUGCGCAUUAUUUUCUAUGCCUUUGUAAGGAAGGGAGACCAAGUGAUGAGGUGUCGUGUGGAGUGCUCAAUUUUCAGUUAGGAAAUUCCUGAGUUUGCAUGGCAGUUUGGUAAUAAAGAACAUGAAGAUGCAGCUCACAGGUUCGGUGCCCAGCUGGUUCCCAAGGUCUUCUCCCGGCAAGGCAAGAGCGUGGCCUGUGGCCACAGGGCCAGCGGAGGCUUGUUGAGUGACUCCUACCUGAGCCGAUACACUGGCGCCCACCUCCCUGUCAGUUUAUGUUUCUCUCCUGAAAUCUCCUUCCCAGUCUACUCUGUUCCUUUGGCUCUUAUCAAUGAGACUUAUUUCAGUUUCCUGUUCUCUGAAGAGACUCCCACAACGUCUGCACUUUUUGCUUCCUUACACGCUCGUGGUAUUUUUGUCAAUAACCUCAUUUUCACACUUUUGUUUUCCCUCGCCCAGCACCGAACACAGGGUUCGACAGAGGACAGAAUACUCAGUUAUGUGUCAGGUUGAAUUGCCCUAGAGUUGAUUAACCAGAAUUCCGGAUCUAGGGAUAAUCUUACUUUAUAAGAUCAGUUCACCUCUCCUGAUUAUUACUAGAGUAGAUUAGUGUUAUCACAGGCAAAGAAUCUGAAAUUCUAUGUUUUUAUUUCAGGGAGAAAUGGGAACCUAUACGGAGUUUCUUAAAUCUGGGGUAGAUUGUGGUUCCCUUUUAAGGAAGGAGAAUGAGGAAGCCGAGCCCACCCUGAGGAACCGGACCUUCUCCGAGUCUUCCGUGUGGUCUCAGCAGUCCUCUAGGCCUUCGCUGAAAGAGGGUGCCCCCGAGGGCCAGGAAGUGAGUGCCUCCCCUGCUACACUGUACGCAGGUUUUGUUGGCUGUCAUUGGUCUGCCGGAGCUUUCAUCUGCUCUGCUUUGUUUGUCCCAGAGUCGAUUCUGGGAAUGCAUGCUCAAUGGAAUUGGUAGAGUCAACACAGAUUGCAGGGGGGCCAGCCUGGCUGGGGCUGUCCUUUGGUGUGAGCUGAGCAGUCUCAUGGAGAGGAGAAGUGGGUGUGAUGCUGGCCAGUCCGAAGCUGUCUGUGGCUCUCCCUGAUCCUGGAACUCUUGAAUUACUGCAGGCAGACCCUGCUUGUUCUGGUGGCCCCCAAGCUUCCAGAUGGUUCAUUGAAAGACCCCCUUACACUGACCUGCUGUGGUCCACCUCUUCUGUUUGCUGGAAUGUUCUCACACUAAGUCACCGAUAGGAUUCUUUUGCCCUAUUGUCAAAUAGUUUGUAUUAAGCCAGAAAUAGCAUGUGCAAGGACACAACAACUCCUGGCACAUGAUAGAUUUUUUUAAAAGAUUUAUUCAUUUAUUUGAAAGGCAGACUGACAGAGAGAGAGGGAGAGACAGAGGGAGAGAGCUUUUCCAUCAUUGGUUCACUCCCCAAAUGGCUGCAAUGACUGGGGCAAUGCCAGGCUGAAGCCAGGAGCCCAGAGUGUCUUCCCGGUCUCCCACGUGAGUGCAGGGGCCCAAGCACUUGGGCCAUCUUCCACUGUUUUCCCAGGCACAUUAGUAGGGAGCUGGGUUGAAAGUGGAACAACCGGGACUCAAACUGGCACCAUAUAGGAUGCUGGCAUUGCAGACCAUGGCUUAACCUGCUAUGCCCCAGUGCCAGCGCCGAUACCUGUUCUUUAGAGUUGUGUCAUUCUCGUCUUGCUUUCUUGCCCCUCAAGAGUGGGAACCACAUCUUAUUCAUCAUUGAGUCUCCAGUGGCCACCAUAGACAAGUACUUCUUCCUCUCUUGGGAAUCUAUAAUGCACCUAACGGCCUCCAGACAGAAAUGCAUUAGAGCUCCCUUGGAAAUGUG